Messenger RNA from Chironomus riparius, 1665 nucleotides. Lineage: Eukaryota; Metazoa; Arthropoda; Insecta; Diptera; Chironomidae. The record is from the annotation of a GenBank genome assembly.
AUGGUGUUUUAUGAUACUGAAAUUCACAAUGAGCAAUUACCACCAAUAGAUACACCAACGUCGAGUUUAUCGAGGAAAUGGUGUAAAUUACGUCAACGGUGUGCUUCGUUUCAUGCAAUGAAAAGUUUUGAUUGUACAUCGGGAGAGGGCCCAUCUUCACUUCCUUAUCUACAUUAUGAUAAUGGACUGACUGGAGUAAUGCCUAAUGGACAGCAAAUAUUUUCACAGCAACACCAUCAUCAGCAUCAGCAUCAGCAAAAUUUUAUUCUCGCACAUGACCCACACAUGAUUACCAUUAUGAAUGAAAAGAAACCAAAGAUAGUUGCUUCAAUCGAUAAUCAUCAUAAUGCUUAUUAUGGAAAUAAUCAUCAAAUCGUGUACGAACCAAUUAUGGAGCAUCAAAGAAUGAAGACAUGCAAGUGCAAAAACAAGUAUUCAGCAUCAGCAUCGUCAUUAAAUUAUGAUGUCAAGUCAGAACCAGCACAAAUUCUGCACGUAUUGAACCAACAGCAGACACGUUUACAGUAUUUUGAUGGACAAGAUGUAAAGGCAAAGCCGAAGACACGAAGGCUUAGCCUUUUUGGUAGUGAACGUAAACCAAAGAAGGAAGCGGAAAAGACAUUUGACUUGAAACAAUUUAAAUCUGUAUCGAUGAGAUGCAAUCAUCAUCAUCAACAUUUGAUGUAUAUUAGGGAGCAACAAAUGCUUCAACAGCUCCAGCAACAAAAGCAAGCAGAAGAAAUAGAAAAGGAUUCUCAAUUAGUCAAGAAUACAAUGAAAACGAAAUUUAAUACCUUGGGUCGGAAGAAAAGAUCCAUUUAUGAUAUAUUUUUUAACAAUAAUAAGUCUUCCCCAAGCAACGAAUCUAAUAUUAGACAACCGACAUUUUACGUUCCACUACCUGAAAAAAUAAUAGCUGAGAAUUCAAUUCAGCAUCAUCAACAUCGUGCACAUAUUUGUAAUAGUUCACAUCAAAUACGUUCCUUACGUUCACGUUCAGUAUGUGCUGACAAUGGUAGUCGAUUACUCUUUCAUAACAUUGAAGAGUCUUCAGGUCAUCAAAUGAACCAUCAUAAAAAAUCAAAUAGCUUCAAUCCACGUGAAUCCCUAGAAAUUACAUCCUUUCUGUUUAGUAAAUUAAGAAUGAACUCUAAUGAUGGAGAAAAAAGUGCCACAUUCUCUGGACGACGGGAGCAGCAUUCUGCUGUUCAACAGAAUGAAAAAAUCAGCAAAAGAAAAAUCUCUGAAGAAGUGGACGUCAACUCAAAAGAUAAUACUAAUGUAAAGGACUCCAACGGUAAUUCAACAUCAAACAAAACAGACUCUAUAACCCUACCGGCAAAAUCAAAUGUUAUUCCUAAAAGUACUUUGAUAUUAAUAAAAGUACAGUUCAUAAAAAAUCCUGGGUCAAAAGCACUUGGAUUUUCUAUAGUAGGCGGUAUAGAUUCUCCGAAAGGAAAAAUGGGUAUUUUUGUGAAAACCAUAUAUCCAUAUGGUCAGGCAGCAGCAAGUGGGCAACUGAAAGAGGGAGAUCUGAUCCUUUCUGUGAAUACUCAACCGCUGCAUGGUGUGACUCAUCAAGAAGCUAUUAAUGUUUUUAAAAGUAUAAAGACCGGUCUAGUUGAAAUGAUUGUUGGCAGACAGCAGAGUAUUCAUCCACAAUAG